This is a messenger RNA of Paramecium sonneborni, 2358 nucleotides long. Lineage: Eukaryota; Ciliophora; Oligohymenophorea; Peniculida; Parameciidae. The record is from the annotation of a GenBank genome assembly.
AUGGAUCAAAGUUAUUAUCGUAGUAUAUAGGAGAAAUUAGAAAAUAAUUUAGAUUUUAGUAAUAAGAAUAAUGAUGUAAAGAAUUUAUUACUUGAAUGUAAUAAAAUCUAGAAUGUACUUAUUAAUGUUUAAAUUUUUAAGAAUGUGUUGGGUUAUAAAAUUAUGAGUUAGAUUUUUCAAGCAAUCUAAAAAUCAGGUCAAAGAGUUUUACUUUUAGAUUAAGACCAAGUUUAAAUAAUCAAAUCAUGUAAAUCUUUAGCAACAUUGGGUUUUCUAUAUAAUCAAGAAUAAAUUAGAAUAUAAUAAAAAGAGAAAGAAUUUAGAGAAAAUAUUAGAAAUUAAAUUGAUGAUCUCUAAAAAUAAGGUUUAUUAGAAAAAGCUUUCUUAUUUGAUGAAGCUAUGAAAUGCAAAACAAAAGAAGAGUAUAUAGAGAUUAGCACUACAAUUAAAAUAAUACUAAAUGUACUAAUAGAAUUUGGAUCUGACUCAUAUCAUUUUACUUAAAUCUUUGAUGUUAUUCUAAAUGCCUUACUCCUAACAGGAAACAAUACAACAAUUGGAAGAGAUCACCAAUUAUUAUCAAUUCUUGAUAAAUUUCAUAAGCUUCUUGCCAAUUCCACAUCACCGUAUAUAUGGACUAUCGUUUUUGAAUCAAUUUUAAAUGCAUCCACAUAUAUGGAAAAACCUACAGAUUUUGUCUAGCCUAAUUUAAUUGCCAGAAUUAUCUUAUAUCAUGUAUAUUAGUUUAAUCAACUAGAUUCCAUUUAUGGAAGCUUUAUUUAAUUAUUUUGGUAAGUACUUUGGAAGAUUGUAUAAUUUUGAAUGUAAGAUGUUCCAAUCCAUGCUAAAUUUUGGUGUUACUUAAUAAUCACUUGAUUUAAUAUUAAAAUUUAGUAACCUAUUUGUCAAAGAAUACUAAGUAGAUAUUUUAAGAGAUAUAAGAAAAGAUCUUAUUCCUAAUCUAUUUAAAUACAUGAAAACUGUCAAUACUUUUGAUUAGUUAUAAAAUUUAUUUAAUUUUUUCUUAAUUUCAUCCUGUUAAUAAUUAGUAGAUAAAGAAUUAGAUAAUUAACACUUUUCAGAUAUCAUAUUUAAUUUUGAUAUGAAUUUUGAAAUUUAUUCAGAUUCAUAAUUAAAAAGAAUUGCAAAUUUUCUUGCAUUACUACCUAAAUAAUUUAAUAAAAAAGAAUUGUAAAGCUAUAAAAGUUUAGAAGAUAAAUUAAAAAAAAAAGUUAUUUACAUACCAUAAUCAAUUUCAUAAAACUUAUUGAUGAAUGAACAAAUUUAAAUUUGGUUUCAGGAGGAAAAUCAAUAAAUUUAGUCAAAAUCCAAAACUUAAAAAUUAGUUGGUUUAAAAAAUUUGUUAAAUAGUAAAUAAUAUUUUCAUAUUAAUAUUUAGCAUGUUACUUGAAUAGUUUCAUUUAAGCAUUAUUUUGGACGAAAGAUUUUAAAAAUCUUAUAAUAAAUGAAUUCAAACGAGAGACUGUUGAAUUUUUAAAACCAUUUAGUUUAAAAACCAAUUUUUUGAAAGUAUUACUUUGAAUAAUAUUAGUGUUUCUUAUUUUUGGAUUCAAUGACUGAUGAUAUAGAUUACACUCCUUUACUAUUAAAAAGAUCUUUAAGAGAACCAUAUAAAACAGAUGUUAGACAAUAAGAUGCAGCUGAAUUUGGAGUUCAUUUAUUUGAAGAUAUGGAAAAUAAUUUUGAUCCAGAAGAAUAUGUAUAUAAAAAUAAUUAAUACAUUUAGAAAUAAAUCAAAGAAAUUUUUUAUGGUAUGUCAAAAUCUACUUUUAUUUGUAAGAAUUGUGAAAAACAAACAAAAGGUCCAGAUGAAGAGUUUAUGUAUAUUACUUUAAACUUUGAAGACAAUAGAUAAGCUAAAAUGAAAGAUGAAAUAGAAAAAAUGAUUGAAAGACAUUAAAUGAAAGAAUAAAUUACUUUUAAUUGUGAAUAAUGUUAAAAGACUACUUAAAGUACUCGUACUCUAUAAUUUUCAAAAUUACCUAAAAAUAUAAUUAUGUAAAUUAACAGAUUUGAAUUUCAAUAAGGAGUUCGUUCUAAAAUAAAUGAUUAAAUCAAUUUAAAAGCUAUAAUAAAAAUAUAAGAAGAAGAUAAAGAUUUAAAUUAUGAAUUAUAUGCUGUUUUAAUACAUUUUGGAGAAAUACCAGAUGCAGGUCAUUAUACUAUUUACUGUAAGGUAGAUAAAAAUUGGUAUCGAUUUGAUGAUAAUUAAGUAAAUAAAAUUGAUGGAGAUUUUGAUAUAAUUUAAAGAAAUUUCAAGUAAAUUUAAAUUAAAUAUUAUUUUAUAGAAAGGAAGAAACACCAUAUUUGUUAUUUUUUCGAAGAAAAAAUAAUUGA